Messenger RNA from Mesoplodon densirostris (Blainville's beaked whale), 897 nucleotides. It is a transcript of the gene LRATD1, whose product is annotated as LRAT domain containing 1. The transcript has a single exon. Bases 19 to 897 code for a protein of 292 amino acids. The record is from RefSeq and is a predicted model, not a curated record. Lineage: Eukaryota; Metazoa; Chordata; Mammalia; Artiodactyla; Ziphiidae.
GGCCUCGCCGCGUCAUUGAUGGGCAACCAACUGGACCGCAUCACCCACCUUAGCUACAGCGAGCUGCCCACCGGGGACCCGUCGGGGAUCGAGAAGGACGAGCUGCGGGUCGGGGUCGCCUACUUCUUCUCGGACGAGGAGGAGGACCUGGACGAACGAGGCCAGCCCGACAAGUUCGGCGUGAAGGCCUCCCCGGGACGCGCCCCCUGCCCGGAGAGCCCGAGCCGUCGCCGCCACCACCACCUGCUGCACCAGCUGGUCCUCAACGAAACUCAGUUCUCCGCCUUUCGGGGCCAGGAAUGCAUCUUUUCCAAAAUGAGCGGCGGCCCUCAGGGCGCCGACCUGAGCGUCUACGCGGUCACGGCGCUGCCCGCGCUCUGCGAGCCCGGCGACCUGCUGGAGCUGCUGUGCCUGCAGCCCGCGCCAGAGCCGCCCGCGCCCGCCCCGCACUGGGCCGUCUACGUGGGCGGCGGGCAGAUCAUCCACCUGCACCAAGGCGAGAUCCGCCAGGACAGCCUGUACGAGGCGGGCGCGGCCAACGUGGGCCGGGUGGUGAAUAGCUGGUACCGCUACCGCCCGCUGGUGGCCGAGCUGGUGGUGCAGAACGCCUGCGGCCACCUGGGCCUCAAGAGCGAGGAGAUCUGCUGGACGAACUCGGAGAGCUUCGCCGCUUGGUGCCGCUUCGGCAAGCGGGAGUUCAAGGCGGGAGGGGAGGUGCCGGCCGGCACGCAGACCCCGCAGCAGCAGUACUAUCUCAAGGUGUACCUGGGUGAGAACAAGGUGCACACGGCCAGGUUUCACAGCCUGGAAGACCUCAUCCGCGAGAAGCGCCGCAUCGACGCCAGCGGCCGCCUGCGUGUGCUCCAGGAUCUCGCCGACCUUGUGGACAAGGAGUAG